AUGGUCGUCGCGUGGGAAAUUGGAACAGCAAUCAACGUGCAUCCUUCCUUGAAAGACCCAGCCCCCCGACUAAGACAUUUCAGCCGGGGGAAAUUCCGGUCACGGACGCAUGCUCCCUUAUCUGGGCCUUGGUCGGCGCAUAUUGUUCCCAGCAAAGAAAUAAGUUCGCUCUUGCCUGGAAACAACCCCGUUUUACUCACGGCCAUUCGCAUGGGUGUACAGCUUGGUGUAUUCCAGAUGAUCCGCGACCACCAAGGGGAGGGAGCAACUACUGAGCAGAUCGCGAGCCAGUCAGGGGCAAGUCUUAUCGUUGUCGAUCAGAUCCUGAGGUUGCUAACCGCCGCGGGAUAUGUGUCAGAGGCAGGGGUCCAAACCUACAAGCCUUCCCCUCUCACCAUGGCGAUGGCAGAUGGGACGCUUGAGGCGAUGACUAGAGCAUGUUUCGAUAUUGGAAACUACUGCAGCACCUAUGCCCCAGAGUACUUCCGUCAGAAUAACAAUCAGUUCCCGACAUCCGCAGAAGAUACUCCCUUCCAGCUAGCAAAGAAGACUCCCCUCAGUUACUUCGAAUGGCUGGGAGAGAACCCGUCCCUGGCUAAGGACUUCCAGCAAUGGAUGACACUCAAGCAGCAAGCAACCCCAAACUGGGUGGACUGGUUCGAUGUUCGAGGAAACCUCCUCCAUGGCUUUCGCAACCGGCCAGAUGAUGUCUUGCUUGUGGAUGUGGGUGGCGGCGAAGGUCACUACCUCCACGCAUUCAAUGACAAAUACCCUGAUGCCCCGGGUCGUCGCAUUUUGCAAGAUUUACCGCAAGUGAUUUCCACCAUUAACAAAACCCCAAAGGAUACUGAGUUGAUGGCGCAUGAUUUCUUUACCGUUCAACCGGUGAAAGGCGCUCGAGCAUAUUAUAUGCAUUGGAUCCUUCAUGACUGGCGAGAUGAGCAAGCUCACAGUAUCCUCAGCCAUAUUGUUGAUGCCAUGGAGCCAGGGUAUUCUAAAUUAAUCAUCAACGACCAGAUCAUCCCUGAUCGGGAUUGCGACUUCGCCACCGCUUGUAUCAGCAUCAUGAUGAUGCUCCAGGUAGGUGCUUUCGAACGCACCGAGAAGCAAUGGCGUGCUCUUCUUACAUCCGUCGGCUUGAAGGAUGUCUCCUUCUACCAACCACCGGGCAAUGGGGAGGGCAUCAUUGUUGCCACCAAGGCGUGA
Molecule: messenger RNA, 1206 nt
Organism: Aspergillus oryzae RIB40
Lineage: Eukaryota; Fungi; Ascomycota; Eurotiomycetes; Eurotiales; Aspergillaceae
Exons: 5
Coding region: 1-1206 (401 amino acids)
Molecular function (GO): O-methyltransferase activity
Source: RefSeq, a predicted model, not a curated record